CUGGUCAACACAUCUGGACAAGUCGCACAUUGAGCUUCUCUCCAAACUUCUCAAUGAGUUCGAUACCCGAGCUGGGCGGGAUUUCCGCUACAUCAAAUGAUUCAGUCACACAAAAACAGCCUAACGUUUUCACGAGCCAUUCUGACUUAAACAAACACGACGAACAUGCAGCAGAUUCGAGAAAUAGUGAAGAAGACGACGGGGAAAAAGAGAAAGAGAAGAAGGAAGAAGACAAGGAAGAGGACGAGCAAGAAAAGGAAGAGGAAGAAGAAGAAGAAGAAGAAGAAGAAGAAGAAGAAGAAGAGGAGGAGGAGGAGGAGGAGGAGGAGGAGGAACAAGGAGAAGAGGAAGAAGAUGAGGAAGAAGAAGAGGAAGAAGAGGAGGAGGAUGAAGAAGAGGAGGAAGAGGAGGAUGAAGAAGAGGAGGAAGAGGAGGAUGAAGAGCCAAAACUGAACUAUCAACGACUUGGUGCAGGGAUUGGCGACAUGCUCAAAAAGGAUUCCGCAAGCGCGACGACUGUAUCUGAGCGCUUCUUGGCAAUGGGAACUCACUGGGGAGUCGUUCACAUCAUGGAUUUUGAGGGAAACGAGAAUCAAAAGUUUCAGGCCCAUCAGGCCACGGUGAAUGACCUUAGUGUGGAUUUAGAUGGAGAGUAUAUUGCUAGUGCUUCUGAUGAUGGCAAGGUCGUAAUCAAUGGAUUGUUUCAAAGUGAAAACCAAGUUUUCAAUUACAAACGUCCUGUGAAGGCUGUCGCCCUCGAACCACAUUAUGCUCGAUCUAACUCUCGCCAAUUUGUCUCAGGAGGCAUGGCAGGACAACUUAUUCUCAAUGAGAAAGGAUGGCUCGGUAACAGGGACGUUAUACUGCAUUCAGGAGAAGGCCCCAUCUAUGCAAUUAAAUGGCGCGGCAAUCUGAUAGCAUGGUCUAAUGAUUUGGGAGUCAAAAUUUACGACACUACAACCGAACAACGUAUCACUUUUAUUGAUCGACCUGGGUCUAGCCCAAGAGCAGAUUUAUUUAAAUGUAGAUUAUGCUGGAGAAAUGAUGUAGAACUGUUGAUCGGAUGGGCUGCACUGGUCAAGAUUGCUGUAGUUAAGAGCCGACCCAAGGAUCAAAUCAAGGCAGGAUUUCCAGCACAAUAUGUCGAAAUUACGACAAUGUUCCAAACCGAUUUUAUCGUAUGUGGCAUUGCACCUUUCAAAGAUAUGCUACUGCUUAUGGCCUAUGUAGUUGAUGACAUUGAUGAAAUUGCUCAUGUUACUGGCGCGGAAAGGAAUGUGCGCAAGCUUGCGAAGCGACCUGAGCUGAGGAUUAUCAACGCUUAUAAUGAAGAGAUUAGCUCUGAUGCUUUAACUCUACAUGGAUAUGCACAUUACCAGGCCAAUGACUACAUGUUUGAAUAUCUGACAUCACAGGAUAUGUUUUACAUUGGUAGCCCAAAAGACCUUGUUGUUGCAAAAGAGCGUGACCUUGACGACCAUAUUGAAUGGCUCAUGGAGCGCGAACGCUAUGAAGAAGCCUUGGGACAUGCUCGUGAAGCGCAAGUCUAUGGGGGCAGCAAGAGAUUCAAUGCAAGUGAGAUUGGGCAAAAAUAUCUCGGUUGGCUCCUUGAUCGAAAUGAGUAUGGUAAAGCAGCAGAACAAUGCCCCAGCAUCCUUGGUCAAGAUGCGGAACUUUGGGAGCAUUGGAUUUAUGCGUUUGCCGGUGCUAGACAACUAAAGGCUAUCGCCGGAUAUAUACCAUUCAAGGAGCCUACGCUCAGUAGCACCAUUUAUGAGCUUGUCCUUAAUCAUUUCCUUUUGCAUGACCAUCAGUCUUUAUUCAAGACUGUUAAAAGUUUUCCACCCGGACUUUAUAAUAUCCAAAAUGUUAUUGCAGCUGUAGAAGAUCGCCUCAAGAAAGACAAGGACAACGUGCUUCUCAUGGAAUCUCUUGCAGAACUAUAUACCCGAGAUGGCCGUGCCGACCGCGCACUUGAAUAUUUCUUGAGGUUGAGGAGACCAAACGUUUUUGAUCUCAUCCGUGGGCACGACUUAUUUUCUGCAGUGCGCGACAAAGCUGUACUCUUAAUGGAGUUUGAUCAAUAUUUGUACGAUCAGGAGAAAAAGAAGCGAGAGGAAGCACGGGCGAAGGAGAGUGAUAAAGCUAAAGAUAUGUCUGAGAAGGCUGAAAUACCACAACCUCACGAUCCGACAGCGGAAGAAGAGCUUGUCAAAGGACCUGCUGUACAACUUAUGGUUCAGCACACAGAGGAGAUUCCGAUCAAAAGAGUCGUUCCGCAACUCAAGAGCCACCCUCGUCUGCUGCAUAUUUACUUGGAUGCGCUUUUUUUGCGGGACCCGCAUCUUAGUUUUGAGUUCCAUGAUCUUCAAGUGGUUCUUUAUGCAGAUUAUGCACCGGGCAAGCUAAUUGAUUUUCUAAGAGCCAGCAAUUACUAUUCAUUAGAAAAGGCUUACCGUGCUUGUGAGCAACGUGAUCUUGUACCAGAAAUGGUAUUCUUGUUAGGCCGUAUGGGAAAUAACAAAAAGGCAUUAAUGCUGAUCAUUGAGCGUCUUGGCGACGUGGAGCGUGCAAUUAAUUUUGCAAAGGAACAAAACGAUGACGAUCUUUGGGAAGAUCUCCUCAAGUAUUCCAUGGAUAAACCACAUUUUAUUCGCGGUCUGCUCCAGAAUGUUGGCACAGAGAUUGAUCCAAUUCGCUUAAUUCGCCGAAUCCCCAAUGGACUUGCGAUUCCUGAUCUGCGUCCUGCACUCUUGAAGAUCUUGCAGGAUUUUAAUCUCCAAAUGUCCUUGCGUGAGGGCUGUAGACGCAUUUUGGUCAGUGAUAGUGUUGCUAUGGCUGAUCAGUUGCAGCGAUCUCAGAAGCGAGGAAUUUCUUGUUCAGAAGAAACACUGUGCGCUCGCUGUCAAGAGCCUAUUUUCAUCGCAGGCGAGAACCGGCUUCCUGGGACAUCCAUCUCGACAUUCGUGAUGUUCUUUUGCAGACAUGCAUAUCAUGAUCGAUGCUUAUUCAUGGAUGAUCAAGAUACGAUGCCUAAAAUGAAGUCGACCCUAGCAAAGGUCACACUCAGGGCUAAAGCGAACCAUGCGGCUUUAGUACGUUCAAAGCGUGGUCGCACACCUUGCCCACUCUGUGUAGAUCAAGCAAAAGUAGACAUUAGUGCACGAUAAUUACUAUCACUAGGGUAGACUAUCAUAAAGACCUCAACAAGUAC
Molecule: messenger RNA, 3214 nt
Organism: Lobosporangium transversale
Lineage: Eukaryota; Fungi; Mortierellomycota; Mortierellomycetes; Mortierellales; Mortierellaceae
Exons: 14
Coding region: 54-3170 (1038 amino acids)
Biological process (GO): endosomal vesicle fusion; macroautophagy; cellular response to starvation
Cellular component (GO): late endosome; HOPS complex
Molecular function (GO): protein binding
Source: RefSeq, a predicted model, not a curated record